CAUCCGAAGCAGGAGUUCCCUCUAGCUGUGGAUGGAGGAUUAAUGGUGGGCUCUGACUGACUGUCGAAUUAUGCGAACGGCGAUAUUGUUGAGUUUCGAGACCUGAACUGUGCAUGAACGUGGGAAAGUUUAAGACAAGGCAGCCGGCGAUAUUCGUGGAAGGGGUCGGGGAGUAGCGGGGACUGCAAGCAGAGGCAGAAAAUAAGGUUGUGUCGCGUAAUAAGAAGGAAAGUCGAAGGCCUUGGAGGUGGAGGUGGCGGUUGAGGGGGGACUGGCAAAGCGAGGCUGGGAGCGAAAGUAGCCAACCGCUAGGGCGAAGACCACAGCCAGGCGUCUUGAGCUUAUUCCGACCCAUUCUGACUGAGAACGGGGAGGAAAACGGGGGCCACUGCAAAUAAGCACACACCGUCGGCUAGCUAGCGCUUGUUCGCUAGCUAGCUAGCCACCACAGCCUGCUAGCCGAAGCGACUUGACUCGUUUCCUCGCUGAAGGAAAACUAGUCGGCUGGUCAGAGACGUAGUAAGAGUCGGCGCGUUAUGGUUAUGAGCAGCGCCAGCUAGUGCAGCCCGGCCUCUGGAAAUUGUAUGCUCAGUUAGGAACGAGGGUGCGAAAAUACCUCGAAAUUUUGUAAGGAAACCAGUCGAGUCAAGAGGAUCUUCCUACCUGGCCUGCAAUCAUGGGCAACGCGCCCACCGCCAAGAACAAGGGCAACGAGAUGGAGAGCGUGAAGGAGUUUCUUGCUAAAGCCAAAGAAGAUUUCCUCAAAAAAUGGGAGAAUCCAGCACAGAACACUGCGUCUCUGGACCAGUUCGAGAGGCUGAAGACGCUGGGCACGGGCUCCUUUGGCCGAGUCAUGCUAGUCAAGCACAAAGAAACAGGCCAGCACUUUGCCAUGAAGAUUCUCGACAAACAGAAGGUGGUCAAGCUGAAACAGAUAGAACACACACUGAAUGAGAAACGCAUCCUGCAAGCAGUCAGCUUUCCCUUUCUUGUACGGUUGGAGCACUCCUUCAAGGACAAUACUAAUCUUUAUAUGGUAAUGGAGUACGUUCCUGGAGGGGAAAUGUUCUCUCACUUGAGAAGAAUCGGCAGGUUCAGUGAGCCCCAUGCUCGCUUCUAUGCUGCCCAGAUAGUUCUGACCUUUGAAUACCUUCACUCGCUUGACCUCAUCUACAGAGAUCUGAAGCCUGAAAACCUGCUGAUUGACCAGCAGGGUUAUAUACAGGUAACAGAUUUUGGAUUUGCCAAGCGUGUUAAGGGCCGGACCUGGACGCUGUGUGGCACUCCUGAAUACCUGGCACCAGAAAUUAUCCUCAGUAAAGGCUAUAAUAAAGCAGUGGACUGGUGGGCUCUUGGGGUCCUGAUUUAUGAGAUGGCUGCUGGUUAUCCUCCCUUCUUUGCUGAUCAGCCCAUUCAGAUCUAUGAGAAGAUUGUCUCAGGCAAGGUGCGCUUCCCCUCCCACUUCAGCUCGGACCUGAAGGACCUACUGCGAAACCUGUUGCAGGUGGACCUGACUAAACGCUUCGGCAACCUCAAGAAUGGCGUCAACGACAUCAAGGGCCAUAAGUGGUUUGCCACCACUGACUGGAUCGCCAUUUAUCAGAGAAAGGUGGAAGCCCCCUUCAUCCCCAAGUGCAAAGGACCUGGGGACACCAGCAAUUUUGACGAUUACGAGGAAGAGGAAAUCCGAGUCUCAUUCACAGAAAAAUGCGGAAAGGAGUUUGCUGAGUUCUAGACCCAGCCUGGAGCAGUGGAGGGAGAGAGCGACGGAGUGAUGAAGACGAAGGGGGGCGGCAAAAAGAGAGAGAUGAUAGACUGGACUGAGCCUGUAUUCAGUAACAACAACAAUGAUGUAGACCCCCCACACACAGAGAUGGAGAGAGGGAAAACAAAAAAAAGAGUCCCAAGAGAGAGCCAGCAGUGUUGUUGCCUUUCGAGAUCGCUUAUCACUUAUUACUAUACUUAUCCGUUUUCAUCUUCUCCCUUUGGUUUGUAAAGAGGGUCCUCUAGGUAGAGGUGCAAUCAUCUCUCUGGUUUUGGUUGGCACGGGGCACAGAGCUUAAUCUGUGGUACUGAAUUGUGGUUCGUCCAGGACGCUUCACUCCUGGAUAGCGGCUUCUUAAUCGAGCGCGGCGGCCGAGCCUUGCUCUGUUCUUCUCUACCCUGUUCCGUGUUGUUUCACUGAUUUUUUUUUUUUUUUUUUUUUUUUUUUUUUUUUUUUUUUUUUUCUUUUUUUUUUUACCCCUCUUCUGCACCUUUCCAUUCAAAAUCUGUCCUAGCAAUACUAAGUCAAAUUAGCCAGCCUAAUGGCACUAUUGGAAAACAGGUGAGGAGGGAUUGUAUUGUCCUCCAUAGUGUGGCGUUCGGGGCGCUUUGUCUUUGUUUGGAAUGGCAAGCUCCCGUUUGUCAUUUCCUCAAAACUAAGCUUGGCAACACCCUGUCACACUUUUUUUUUUUUUUUUUUUUUUUUUUUUUUUUUUUUUUUUUUUUUCCCCCCCUCUUUUUCAUGCAGAAUUCUCACGUUUGGUACAUUUUUCAGACAUGUUUAGGCAGUGUUGACCACUUAAAAUUGUCGAAUUCUCCCUCAAUUUUAACUUGUGUUUUGUUUUUUUGUUGUUUAUUUGUUUGUUUUAACACAUACAUUAUGAUUUGGACUUUGCUAGCAAGUUUUAGUUUCUAACAGUCAAAUCUCAGCAGUGGGUUUCACAAGCAGCCAUAGUGGAGGAAGUUCUGUGGUUUUAAAAUGGCCACCGCACUCCUGAAUAUCAGUCUUUGGUAGCACAUGUACUGUUAAAUGAUGGACUGCAGCUACAUACCUUGAUGUCUACUUUUUUUUUUCCCCCCAGCUUUUUUGUUCAGCUUUGAAACCUAAAUGAAGGGUAAAUCAAAUCACCUUAACUGCCGAAAUGGAAAAAGGAAAAAAAAUGUGAAGUUGAGUUGUUCAAGCACAAGCGCUUGUAGUUGCUGUGGAGCUGGUUGAUGUGUGUUGACGUGAAAAAAAGAAAAGUAGCAAAAAUCUCUCCGGAAGGGGGGAAAGGAAAAAAAAAAAAAAGAGUUGCAUGUUAUUUUUGUACUGCAAAAUGUUAAAGCAGGACUAAACAAGGUUUCUGCUCCAGUGAUGGUGUGUUUACUCGCUGUGUGUCUUGCCAUGCAGUGAAGAAACCCCACAACCUGCGUUUAAAUCCGGAAUUGGAGAGUUUGGUUCUUAGUAACAUCUUUCGAGUGAUUGGUAAGGGACGAGGGUUUUUUUUUUUUUUUUUUUUUUUUUUUUCUUUUUCUCAUUUUUGAAUGCCCACUACAGAAAGCUGCCUUUUAGUGAACAACUCUAAUGAUCGUACAUGCAGGCAAGGCAUGUAUACGUCUUUUAACAAAAAAAACACAAAAAAACCCAGAAAAAUCAAGUUUCCAGAUCACAUGAACUUUUUUUUUUUUUUGACUACCCAUCUGUAAAUGAACUGCAGGAUGCUCUUAUGGCUAUUGGUGGGGCUUUCUAUGUGUGUAAUAAAUUGAAAAGCUAAGGAAGCCCAUUCCCCCCCCCAGGUAUAGCAGAAAUAAUAGCCUGUUUUUGUUCUCCUUUUUUGUUGAUAGCAGCAGUAGGUACACUUUUUGACAGUUUCUUGAAAUGACUUAUUUUCUCAAGGUAUAUUACUAGAUUUUUCUAAAUAAUAACUUGCUAUUAUAAAAUAAUACCUUAUUUUCAAACAGUCGACUUCUUUUCUUGAAAUAUUGACUUUAUAUCUUGAAAUAAUGAAAUUGAGUUCAGCUGAAGUUCUGACUGAAUGUCUGAAUGAGUUAUUCAAUUUCAAGUAAGUAAUUUCAGGACAUUGGAAAUCAAGUCGUUUCAGGAUAAUAAGGCAAAUUGUUGAGAAAAUAAGUAAUUAUUUUGAGAUGAAGUCAAAAUGUGGUUGUACUGCUGCCAGGAACAUCCUCUACCUGGUGGAAAUGGUCUUCCAUAGUAAGCAGAUCUCCUGUGCCCUCAUUUUAAAUUAAGACCAUUCAAAUCUAGUUCUCUGACGUGGGAGCUAUGAGAACAUGGGGGGGAGGAAAAAAGUAAUUCUUGCUCUUUGAUUCUGUAGGAUGCAAGACAAUCUAAACCCAAAUAUCUCAGAGAUGUUCGUAGUGCCCCAUCAUGUGCAAUAAUGAAAAACAUUUGUGGUAAUUAUUUAGUUUAUUUUAAACAUAGCUUUGCUUGUGUGUGUGUCAUCGUGUUCAGAAGCUUGUUUUUUGCUCUCAGCGCUGUCAUACAGGAGUCAGCGGUUUGCUGUGGAAGGCUGUUGGUAGGUGCCGUCCUAACCGCUCCUACUAAAUCCUGCAUUUCUGUGAUUUGUAUGUGAUGUAACUGAGGAUUCUCACAGUUUUUUUUUUUUUUUUAACAAAGUGUGUUGUAGUUUGAUUUACUUUUACUGAAUGUUCUCGAAGCUAACGAAUUGGUGCCAGCUUAAAAACAGAUCUUUGGGGGGGGAAACAAUGUUUGUAUGUCUUUGGAUGAACAGAAGUAUCUCUUUGACAUGGCUGUCGAGUGAAAAGGACACUGAGAAAUGCUUUGUAAUGUUUUGUUUGUCCACAUCUUCCCCACUGUAGACAGCCGAUGUCAUUCAGGCCUGCGACUCGCACGACCGAAACAGUAAUUGGGAUGCAAGCUUUGCUCUUUUGAGGUGGCAGAGAAGUAACUUUGAAGGGGGGGGGAGAAAAACGACCCCUAAUGCCGAUGUCCCAUGUUGUAGGGCUGCUUAGAACUCAAAACAAAAUAGGCUUUGGAUUAUUUCAUUUUGCAGUUGCCACCUGUAGGCUUACAUCACCAUGGAGGUUUUCGCUCACAUUAUUAUUGUUAUUAUUAUUAUUAUUGUUAUUAUUAUUAUUUUCUCUUUUAAGACUCCAAAGCAUAAAUGAAUGGGGGAAACUGCUUCUCCUCCUGGUUUUGUAUAGCUCAAGUGCUGGGGGGGAAAAACAGUGUUCUAGGAAAGCUUACAGCUUACUGAAGUACUUUUUAAAAAAAAUUAAAUAGACUUUGGCUUGGCUGCAGUGGUAUUUUGACAAGAAAACUGGCCAAGGACUAUCCCCUAUUAAUAUACUGUGUCAGAGGAUGUACCAAAGUGGUUCGGAUUGGAGCCUUUCCUUGACCUUUUGCCCAGGACCCACAUGUAUAAAGCUUGCCAAAGUGAAAAAGAUCUGGGAUCUGCUUACGGCCUUUCAUAUCCUGAUGGUCACAGUCAUAUGAAACAAGUGGAGUUGGCCUCAGACGAGCACUUCUGCUCUGUCUUAUACAGGUGGGCCCUGAACGUACUGAGACAAUACGGGAGUAAAUCUAUAAGCAGAUUCUAAGCAGAUUAUCUGCAAACAGCAUCUAAUCGUUUUCCAGUAACCAAAGAUUUAUGGGAAAUGCUCAGAUGCCCCUCUGCUGAGACCUCUUCUGACCGAGUAUGUAAAUAAGUGAUAAACCUUGCGUUGUUCAGCUGUUGCAGUCACCCUCUCUAUGUCCUCUUGGUUCUCUGGGCCCAAUUCCUCUCUUGAAACAUGUUUGGUGUCCCACAUCCCUCCGUCUCCUUCUCAUCCCUUCACUAUAUUGUCAAUCAGCUAUUUUGUGUGCAUCAGUCCACGCUUCAAUUUGCCUUUGUACACAUCCAGUUUCCUACACUCUUCUAUUUGCUUUUUAAGAUCAUGAAGAAAAAAAAACAUUGAUUGAUUUACUUUUUUCAUAUUUUCUAAGUGUAUUUUCAAUAACAAGAAACUCUUUCCUCCCGACACAGGUAUGGUGAUGGUGUAGUUUAUUGUACCUUUUCGGGGAAACAAUACUGUAUAUUCUCUGCCUUUAACAGUCUUAAUUAUUUUACCUUCUGGAGAACUUGACAGAUACCCGUAAGACACAUGGAGUAUGUUAAAAUUACAAAAAAGAAAAAAAAAAUACAAAAAAAGUACACAGAAUAAUAUUUUGCAACAUGUAUCAUUCCAAUAAAGUUUUAAUUGUUAAAAUUACAAAAA
Molecule: messenger RNA, 5979 nt
Organism: Pygocentrus nattereri (red-bellied piranha)
Lineage: Eukaryota; Metazoa; Chordata; Actinopteri; Characiformes; Serrasalmidae
Gene: prkacaa
Product: protein kinase, cAMP-dependent, catalytic, alpha, genome duplicate a
Exons: 10
Coding region: 677-1735 (352 amino acids)
Biological process (GO): peptidyl-serine phosphorylation
Cellular component (GO): nucleus; cAMP-dependent protein kinase complex
Molecular function (GO): protein kinase A regulatory subunit binding; cAMP-dependent protein kinase activity; ATP binding
Source: RefSeq, a predicted model, not a curated record